AUGUUCUGCAAAAAUCACCUUCGCUCAAGGACAACUGGAGUAGUAUUCAUCAUGGGUCUUUCAAUCGGUCAUCACGUUCGGAGCCACAUGGGUCUCUCCUGUCCAUUGCAAUCGGUCGUAGGGAAAUCUGCGGAGCUCAAUUCAACUGCGCUGCACGUGAAGUGCAAAUCGGAGGCUCCAGAGACCAUAUCUGAAACCAUUUACAACAUUUCAAUCCGAAAGUGGCUGCGGAACGAACGAGACUGGAGGGAGAAGAUUGUACGCAGCAGCCCUGAGGUCUCUGAAUUAUCGAAAGAUUACAAAGCAAAGCUUGACAGCAAUCUGUCCCGUCAAAAGUUGCUCUCGUCGAAGCACUUCAGUGGCUGGGAGUUAGCAUGGCAGCUUGCAAUGGCGGAAAGUCGAAUUGCUCUGAUCGAAACAGAGAUCCGUGAUGCUCGCAUCUUCAUCGGAAAGCAGGCUGGCAAGAUGUCCCGCUCGAACAGGCGGUCCAAGCUGCACUCACGAGCUAAACGUAGGGCUUGUAACGAUAACACCUCCAGAGCUUCUGAUUCUCUCCAAAAUGAGCUGGUAAAGCUGCUUCGACAAAUGGUGACUCUCAGGAAAUCUAAUCUAGAGCUUAGAGAGCAGCUUGACAAGCCUGCUUUAGAGCUUAAUCUUACUGUGCAGCAGAUUGUGAAGCAUCAUCUCUCCAAGAGGGCUGAUGUCACCGGUCCACUUUACGCUGUCGGCAUUGCGAUCAGAAACCGGUACCUGGAAAACUGUGCGUAUCACUCGCGGAACAAAGAAAUCGUGUUGGCUGGCAAUGAAGCUGCACACAAUGGAAACGCUCUCGCAGAUGCAAUCUUGUAUCAUCCUAGCGAAGCCAAUCACCGGAAGGAUACUUUGACUUAUUUAAAGAUCUAUGGAUUGCUACCCCACACAGUCUGGAAACACAAUCGCUGCAAACCGUUCCUGCAACUGGUCACUUGGUACGGAACUGUCAAACGAUGGCACCCCCACAAUUUUUCCUUCACAGAAUUUGCUAAGGCAUGGCCAGCGGACUUCUUCAAAAAGUACUCCAAGCCGCAACCUGAGAUCUUCCAAGCGGACUUUGCGAGGGGAAAUAUGACUGAUCUCAUGAAGCUUAUCGAGGCAAAAUACACCAUUGAAGCAAAGCAGAACAGAAGCAAAUACCAGUGA
This is a messenger RNA of Cadophora gregata, 1179 nucleotides long. RefSeq lists its product as uncharacterized. The record is from RefSeq and is a predicted model, not a curated record. Bases 1 to 1179 code for a protein of 392 amino acids. The transcript has a single exon. NCBI's taxonomy places the organism in Eukaryota, Fungi, Ascomycota, Leotiomycetes, Helotiales, Ploettnerulaceae.